This is a messenger RNA of Marmota monax (woodchuck), 2395 nucleotides long. It is a transcript of the gene Mmadhc, whose product is annotated as metabolism of cobalamin associated D. Lineage: Eukaryota; Metazoa; Chordata; Mammalia; Rodentia; Sciuridae. The transcript is spliced from 9 exons. Bases 199 to 1131 code for a protein of 310 amino acids. Gene Ontology annotation, biological process: cobalamin metabolic process. The record is from RefSeq and is a predicted model, not a curated record. Gene Ontology annotation, cellular component: mitochondrion.
AGAUCCCCUGUCUUCCUAUCACCGCCCCUUCCUCUUCCGCGCAGCCCGAGCCUCCUUUCGGAGCUGUUGCCAAACAGCCCUGAUCCGUGUUAAAACAUCUGCGUGGACCCCGGCGCUCUGAAGGCUGGCCGUCCCACCUCCCCGGGUCGGGAAUACUUUGCGAAGGAGAAGAUUUUGUGUCUUUCUUCUCCACUGGAAAUGGCCAAUACAGAAAAUUUUAAAACCCAAUAUUUUAAAGACAUUAUUCCAGUGCUCUGUAACAGAGCCAGACUGGUUUCCUAUCUCCCGGGAUUUUGCUCUUUAGUUAAAAGAGUUGUCAAUCCAAAAGCCUUUUCAACUGCAGGAUCGUCAGGUUCAGAUGAAUCUCAUGUGGCCACUGCCCCUCCAGAUAUAUGCUCUAGAACAGUGUGGCCUGAUGAAACUAUGGGACCAUUUGGACCUCAGGAUCAGAGAUUCCAGCUUCCUGGGAACAUAGGUUUUGAUUGUCACCUCAAUGGGACUGCAUCACAGAAGAAAAACCAGGUUCAUAAAACUUUGCCUGAUGUUCUGGCAGAACCUUUAUCAACUGAAAGACAUGAAUUUGUGAUGGCACAGUAUGUGAAUGAAUUUCAGGGUAAUGAUGGACCGGUUGAACAAGAAAUUAACAGUGCAGAAACUUAUUUUGAAAGUGCCAGAGUGGAGUGUGCAAUCCAGACAUGUCCAGAAUUGCUUCAAAGAGAUUUUGAGUCACUAUUUCCAGAAGUAGCUAAUAGCAAACUAAUGAUUCUGACUGUAACGCAGAAAACUAAGAAUGAUAUGACUGUUUGGAGUGAAGAGGUAGAACUUGAAAGAGAAAUGCUCUUAGAAAAGUUCAUUAAUGGUGCUAAGGAAAUCUGCUUUGCUCUUCGAGCUGAAGGCUAUUGGGCUGACUUUAUCGACCCAUCAUCUGGUUUGGCAUUUUUUGGACCAUAUACAAACAGCACUCUUUUUGAAACAGAUGAACGUUACCGAUAUUUAGGAUUUACUGUUGAUGAUCUUGGCUGCUGUAAAGUCAUCCGUCAUAGUCUCUGGGGUACCCAUGUGGUUGUAGGAAGUAUCUUCACUAAUGCAACACCAGAUAGCCAUAUUAUGAAGAAACUAAGUGGAAACUAGCAAUAAUGUCAUUUUAUUUGCUGCUUUAUUUGUUUGUUAUUGAUUGAAAAAUAUAAACUGUCAAAGACUACAAUUUUGGAAAUAUACUUAUUUCCAGGUAUUUAUUUCAAUGUUUAUGGAUUUACAACACUGGCAAGUGAUUUGGGAUUUUAAGAUUACAAAUGUUAAUUAUUCAUAUUGUCAUUGAGUAUAUGUGGAGCACUUCCACAUUGUACAAAUGUGGUAGUUAACACACGAUCAGGGUAUGAUUGGUCUCUUAUUAUUAGUUCUCCCCUUUAUUGAAAAAGCCUUAGUUUUAAUUAUUUUUUUCAAAAAAAAUCAUAUAUUUGGUUAUUAUGGCAUGUGUUCUUUUAUUGCAAUAUUUUAAAACUUAGUUCUUAAAUGAUUUUAAAGUAGCUACAGUUUAAUUUUCAAGUUGUUUUUAAUAAUACAAAUGAGAAUUCUACAUCCAUUGUAGACUUUUCUAAUUUUCUUUCUUCUUUAUUUGUUAAGCAUUCUCAAACUAAUCUAAAUAUUACUUUGAAAUAACAUGGGAGGAAAAAGAAUAAAGAUAAUACAUCUUGAUGUAUAAAAAAACAAAAAGCAUAUGAAUCUCAUUCUUAUACACACUUUAAAAAAAAAAAUUCUUAACUCCUGAGUUGGGCCAGAUAAAUACAUUGUAUUUUCAGAUAAAACUAUGCCUCUGCUGCUGAAUCACAUUUCUUCAGCCUCGUUACUUUAGUGCCUUUGUGACAGAACUUGUUUUUACAGCAUUAUAAACUUUAAAGGAAUCAUCUUUAAUUUGUAAGGCUUUGCCAAUAGAAAUAGACAAAUCUCAGGGAAAAAACAAUUUCUACCAACUGAAAUAAUUGAAAUAAACUUUAUAUUUUUCUUUGUAUUUUGUUUUUGUAAUUAAAUUUUUGUUUUUAAAAGGAGUACAUGGAGACCACCAACUUUGAUUUAAAACUCUUUGCUUAGUUAACUUGUAGCUUGAUAUAAUAACUAUUGCCUGCAAUUGAAACAGUAAAAGUUACAAAGUUUGUAUUCAUUAUGCGAAAAAUGUGGUGGUUUCCAUAACAUUUUGAAAACAAUUUAUUAAUGUGUGUAUGUAUAUAUACAUGUAUACAUGCAUAUACACAUGUAUAUGAUAAGCUUUCAUCUGUAACUAGCACCCAGUUAAAAACACCAAACAUCAAGUGCUCCAGAGGAUUAUCCUGCUGCCUUCCAGGCAUUUUACUUCUCCCAAAGAUAACCUCUAUUGCAUAAAUUGAUUUUUAUAUCUGAA